Messenger RNA from Ogataea philodendri, 747 nucleotides. RefSeq lists its product as uncharacterized. The record is from RefSeq and is a predicted model, not a curated record. NCBI's taxonomy places the organism in Eukaryota, Fungi, Ascomycota, Pichiomycetes, Pichiales, Pichiaceae. The transcript has 2 exons. The coding region runs from base 1 to 747 and encodes 248 amino acids.
AUGAGAGAUUCUUCCUUGGUAAGGAAAGCCAAGUUUUUAGGGAUUUGUUUGAGCGAUUCGGUGGAAAUCUGGGCUGGGAAUGGUCCGCAUUUAAACCAAUCGUGGUCCAAGAUCUCGUCUAGCGAAGGUCUGUUUGUUGGAUCGGUGGAGAGCAGCUUCACAAUCAAAUCUUUGGAUUCUGCAGAAGCCACAGAGUCUGAAGGAAAUUUUGGCCAGACCGAAGUCUCCAAUUUUGAUGUUCAUGUCUGGGUCAAAGAAGAUGUUUCCAAGCUUCAAGUCUCUGUGGACGACUCUUCUUCUGUGCAAGUAUUUGAUAGCACCGAUGAUUUGAACCAUGAAAAGUCUCACUUCUGGUUCACUCAAAACUUUUCUGGCCUUGAGAAGGUCCAUCAGCGACUGAUGAGGACAAAUCUCCAACAAAAUGUAGACAUUAACAUCGUCUUCGAAACAGUCAACGAACUGGACAAUGUUGGGAUGAGACAUGCUCUUGUGGAUUUUGAUCUCACUCAAAAGCUUGGUCUUGGUCUUCUCGUUCUUGAUGGACGCCUUAGCAACGGUCUUGGCAGCGUAGAUACGGCCACUCUCGUCUUUCAUUUGGAAACAUCUGGCAAAUCCUCCUUCACCAAGGAACAGUCCUCUAUGAUAACCUCUUCCAUUUCUGGUGCGAACCACACUUGGCGGAGUCUUACACAGCGAGCUGAGCUUCUCCUUCUUCUUUUUGGUUUUUGUCUCCGGCUUGGAAACUGA